Messenger RNA from Uloborus diversus, 7187 nucleotides. RefSeq names its product sortilin-related receptor-like. The record is from RefSeq and is a predicted model, not a curated record. Gene Ontology annotation, biological process: post-Golgi vesicle-mediated transport. Gene Ontology annotation, molecular function: protein binding. Gene Ontology annotation, cellular component: Golgi apparatus; membrane. NCBI's taxonomy places the organism in Eukaryota, Metazoa, Arthropoda, Arachnida, Araneae, Uloboridae.
AAACUUCCCAUGCCCUCAAUAUGGGUGCAAUAGUGUUUUUAGCAGUCUUAAUCUGCUCUAGUUUUUUCACCUUAUUCAAUUGUCACCGCUUUGGAUAUUCUUCAAAAACUCUCUUUUCAUCUCCAUCUGAAGUUUCUAAACUAGAUAUAUUGCGUAGUUUUGAAAGAGACGAUACAGUUUCUGACGAAGAAAAGCCUACGAAAAAGGUUUAUAAAAGAAGUGCUGAACCCGCGAAACUGUUAAAUACUGAAUUUUCUACCGUGUUUCCCCUAAAUGACAGUCACCAGCAACUUUCUGUCCACUGGGCUGGGCAGGGCAGUGAUGUUCUGGUCUGUCUGGCCAGAGAUCGGAGGCAGGAUGACAAAUCUACUUCCGCCGUGUUCGUUUCCGACGAUUACGGGAAGACAUUCACUGAGAGGCAGGCCCAUGGGAUGAAGUUGGCCGAUGGCAAGCCGGCCGUCAUAUCCACCUUUUACAUCAGUCCAGUCUCUAACAGUCAUUAUAUUUUCACUGAUGUUAUACAUAAUUACAUCUUCACAACUAGAGACUACGCCAAAACAUUUGAAAGUCAUUCUGUGGAAUUUUGUCCAGAUGUUAUUGCCAUGCAUCCUACUAAUUCUGAAAUCAUCCUUGCUAUUGACAAGAACGAUCCUUUGAAAAAGCUCUGGUAUUCAGAAGAUUUUGGUGUAACUUGGAAAGAUGUUCAGCUGCAAGUGAAAUCGUUCUUUUGGGGCAUAACUGAAAUUGAUCCGGAAAACACCAUUUUCGUAGAAAGGCAGGAACCUGGGAACGUGUCAUCAAUUCUUUCGUCAACAGAUUUCUUCCAGACGCGUAACAAUACGCGUGUUCUUAUGAGCAAUGUUCAAGACUUUGAAGUCAGAGAUAAAUUUCUUUUUGCUACUCGUAAACAGGUACCUGUAUCUGGAGUUCGUGGGUAUGUGAUGGUCGCAUGGAUUGCUUGGAUGGUGAAGAUGAAAAGAACUGUAAAGGUGAUGCUGCAUGUGAUUCAGAAUCCUUCCGCUGCGUUCAGAGUUUUGGUUGUAUUCCCAAAAAUCUCAUCUGCAACGGGAAGAACGAGUGUGGCGACGGAAGUGACGAAUGGGGCUGUCGACCAUCGGCUGCGACCUCUGCUCCUUUGUCUUGCUCUCCCAUCGAGUUCAUGUGUCUGACAGGAGAAUGUGUGGAAAUUGGUAAACUCUGUGACAAAGUUGAAGAUUGUCCAGACGGAAGUGACGAGAAAACAUGCACAGAUGCCGCUUAUGGUCUGAAAGUCCAUAAUCUGAUGCUGUUGCGAGAUUCUGUGGGGCUGGACACUUUCUCCAUUCGCUGGGAACCACCUGUUCAUCAGCCACACUUGCAAUUAGAAUAUCUUCCUUCCUUCCGGAAGGCUUCUGAUUCUGAAUGGAAGAAUACAACCUGGAUUAAAGAGAGGAGUUAUACCUUCACCAAUCUGACUUCCAGCACCGACUAUCUAGUGAUGGUGUAUGCGCGUCUGGCCAAUCACGCGGAAGUGGCGCCGCCCACUGAGAUUCUCACCGUGACAACCGAAUGGGCAGCUCCUGAUCCUCCCGUCAAUGUUACUGUGAUGGUCCAUCAUUCGAAACACAUUCGUAUUGAGUGGCGGCCGCCCACUACUACGAAUGGAUUGAGUGGAUAUAGGGUGUAUUUCUCUCCUCCUUACCCUGCAAAGUUUGAAACAGUGAGACAGCUGGUGACUUCCAUGGACAUCAGCUUUGAUUUCCAGCCCUCCAUCAACUACACAUUUUGGAUGACAUCCCUGAACCGAAACUUGGAGAGCCGAAAAUCGGAGACUGUGUCGAUACUCUUCGGCAACGAAGCAGUUCUCAAUCCCGUGCAGCACCUUCGCACAGUAUCCUGCACCGAAUCCAAGUGCAGCAUUGCCUGGGACCAUCCUUUUGAGCAUCAGGGGUCGGGCUAUUCCGUGACUUACCGUCCAGAGUACUUGGGCCUCAGAUCAUUCAGAGAGGUCAACACCACGAACACGAAUCUCACAGUUGGAAACCUUGCGCCAGGAGCCAAAUAUAUCUUCCAAGUUACUCCUUUCAAAGGGGAAUUUCACGGCCCAGAUGAAAAAACUGAAGCUACAACAAAUGGCACUAUUUUGCCGACCAUUAUCAACGUUAAGUACCAAGCAGAGGAACAUUCCAUCACUGUUACUUGGGAUGCGCCAAGCGAUAAGAGAUCCUCUUCUUGGACGUAUGGAAUUUACAUCUAUAUCCCAGAACUCAACAGCUUCGAGCUGAAUGGCACCACCAAAGAUACCAGCAUGACCUUUCGCAACCUCCGAGCUUGCAUGGUGUACCCCCUUCAGGUGGGUGUGGUGGAUCCAUUCUCUGUGGGGCCCCCCAGUGUGGUGGUGUCUGCUGCCACCACUUUCAGCAAGAUUGCUCCCCCUCAAGAACUUCAGGUGAAUCCAGAUGGGGAGGGCUACAUGAGCAUCAGCUGGGAGGCUUCCUGCCCUGUCAUGGUUGCUGAAGUCGGUUACAAGGUUCUGAUAGAAGAUUUAGUUCUGAACAGAAGCCACUGGGUAGGCCUGGCGCCACGCAAGGACUUUAAGGUCUCUUUCCGCCAUGUCUCGCACCUGGGAGGCAUCUAUUCCAUUCGUGUACAAACGGAUGCAAAAGACUCUGUGCAGACGCCACCUGUUGAAUACUCUGCUCCACCCCUUCCCUCCAUUCGGCAAGUGAGAGCACUCAGGCAGAAGGAUGGAGGGUUGUAUGUGACUUGGAAAGAGGUGGACUGGCCCCUGGAUAGGAAUGAGCACACAUUUGUAUACAGUGUAAGACUGAGCAGUGGUUCUUCUGAGGUCAAGUGGUUUAAUUCUAGUCAGCCACCCCUGGUCCUUCCACAUGCAUCCCAAGAGAACCUGCAGGUCAAAGUGUGCGUCAUUGAUCGUCAUGGAUACAGGGGACCUCUCUCUGCCGGCUAUGAUCUCAGCAGUGAAGGCUCUUCCGACAGAGUGGUGAUGUCCCAGACCAGCCUGGCGGGGGUGGUUGUGGGGGUGAGUGUGGUGUUCCUGGUGCUGGUUGCCACCUUGGGAGUGUUUGUGGUGCGCCACCGCCGCCUACAGAGGAGCUUCCUAUCCUUCGCCAACAGCCACUAUGACACCAGAUCGGGGGCAGCCACCUUCUCCACAGGAGACGAGUUGGAUGAAGAAGAAUCGCCCAUGAUUCGUGGCUUCUCAGACGACGAACCUCUCGUCAUUGCGUGAUCCCUCUCACCAAAUCUGCUUCGACAUUCCGAACGCAUAAAGCAAAGACUGAUGGAAGAUCAACUCACGCCCACUGCAUUUUGAGAGAAGUAUUUUAUGAUGUGAAGGCCAGUUUAUACCCAUCACUGUGGCCGAGUUUACUUUUAGAGCGCAUCACAUCCAUCAUCGGCUUUUACGGCUGCACCCUAUUAUCCGAAACUCAUGGACUCCAUGCGAGCAGUGUACUUUCAGUAAAUAAGACUCAUGUCUGCUUAUUCAAGAUUUGUAGGUUUCAUCAGCAGCAAUACUGCUGUAAUUGUUUCAGAAGGAAAUUAUUAUUUUGAGUGGCAUUCUUUUUAUCGAAAAGGUGGUGUAAGUUUGAAAGUGAGUCAAAAGAUGUGACCGAAAGCAAGACUGUAGCCAUAAAUUGUCACCAAAAAGCAUUUUCCUUUAGCCCCCUCUCCCCCAAUAUUUUCCUUUCUGAUUUUCCAAAAUGUCACAAUUUCCAUCUUCAUGGCAGAACCUCCAUACGCAAUAUAAAAUUUUAAUUAGAUUAAAAUUAUGCAAUUUAUUUUCAAAAAAAUAUAUAGAAAAUUUAAAAGAUUUUAGUUUUAAAGAGAAGAAAUUCUUUGACAAAUUACUGAAGUUGUUUUAUUUUAAAAACAGUACUGUACUUUGACUCAGAGUUAAAAUAUUGUGAAUAAUUGCAUUCCUUCCCCGGCUUGUAAGGAAGUGGUGAUUUAUAGUGGUUGACGUUUUCAAAAAUUGAGAUUGUUUUGAGAAGUAAAAGAUGCUUUUAGAAGUAUUUUUAGCUAUCCCUGUGUUUUUAUGAAAGUCAUCCUGCCUUCAAAAAGUAUUGUUGAAUUGCCUCAUUUCAUGCAUUUUAAAAAUGAAUUUGUUUCAUUGUUUUUUGUCCCAUAAAUGAAAAAAAAAACAAAAAAAAAAAAACUAAACCUCAAAGUUUUUUUCCUGUGUGCAAGCUACUUUUAAAUUCUCCUAUUGUUUCGAUCUAUUUGUUGCAGUUAUACUAUCAUAUUUUUUUGUAUAGAAAAGAAAUAUUGCUUUUUAAGCACUAAAUUUGAAUGAGUCAUUUGUAACUUUGAACUCAAUCAGCAAAUUGCACAAGUAUUACAGUCAAACUUGCUUAUAACAAGCGCAAAGGGACCGCCAUAUUUGCUUCUUAUAACCGAGUGCUCGUAAAAAGCGAUUUUGUGAAAAAAUCAUAAAAAUUCAUUGUAGUUUCUUUUUUUCUUCUUUUUAAUAUCUGUACUUACAGUACCAAAUAAUUUGGUAACUUUGCUUUUAACUGUCUGAAUGUCGCUUGAUUGUUUUUGAAAGAUACGCAUAUGCACACACAUAAUUUUUAAAUGUUUCUUUACCCCACAAAUUAAAAAAAGUGCUGCCAUCGCUUGUUCUCAGGAUUUAUGAUUCAUCGCUAAUUUUGGUUGACUUUGGAAUGUUAAAGAAACUUUUCGGAAAAAGGGUAACUUGAGCUAGAAAUCAAUAGAAAUUUUACGAAUCCCAGAAAUAUUGCUCACUUUAAGCAGGGUUUGCUCAUUUAAAGCAAGUUAUGCUCCCAUAGACUUAACAUUGUACCAACCAAGUAUUUCUUAUUUCCUCGCUAAAUCCGGGUUCAUAUUAAAUCAGGGUUCAUUAUAAGCGAGUUUGACUGGAUUAGUUUUCUUUGCAUUUAUGGUGCAUUUAAGGCCUUUAUGAUUUCUAUUUAUAAAUUAGAGUAGUACAUUUGUGUUAAUUUAUAUUUUAGUUUUUUUUGGGAAAAAAAUAAGUGCUUCUGUUGGAAAAACAUUCAAAUAUUUUGCAUUUCAAAAAAGAUUUCUAUUAUUCAGUGAGCAUUUUUGCCAUUAGGGUCUCAAUGUGUUUAGUUUCGAAAAAUCAUUUUUUUUAAAUUAAUCUUUUUACGAUUAAACUUACUGGGGAAAAAACUCAUCCUGUUUUUUAAUACACUACGCCUUUUCAGUAUUUUGUACUAAAAAGCAUUUUUGAUUGGUGUUAAUCUUGUUUGUUGUAUGUAAUAUAAGUUUACAGAUAUAGUUAUUGUGGUAAGAGUAUUUUUUUUUUUAAACUUAUCACACUUUGCUACUCAUAAUUUGAGGAUUAUAUCUUAUGGAAAAAAAACUACUAACCUUUCUAUACAUAUUAAUAAACCAGUAGUUAAUUUUUUAAAAAAAAGUAUUAACGUUAAAAUGUGAAAUGAAAAUUGCAUGCAGGUAUUUUGUUAUUGGAGGGAAUCCCUAUUAUACUCUCAGGAACUGAAGCUGGAGAAACAAGACAGCCUAAUUUUAGGAAAGCAUUUUACUCAUUUGAAAUAAUUCAUUGGGAAGUAAGUGGAGAUACAUACCAUUCAAUGAUGAAACCUGUAUAGUGCUGAAUAAAAUUCCAGGACCAUUUGAUUUGUGCAGUUCUUUAAGUUAUAAAAGCUCCUUAAAUUAAAAAUAUUUGUUUAGUGAAUGAAACAAUUAUUAUUAUUAAAUUUUGUUCUUACAAAUAAAUUUAAAUGCACCAAACUGAAUUAUUAUGGCAUAUUUAUUUAACGUUAUAGCAUUUAGAAAUUAUACAGUGGAAUGUAAUAUAGUUAUUUUUCAGGGUAUUUUUAUUUAAAAAUGAAUGAGUAUACAUACUUUUUCUGAUGUUACUAAUGCAACUAUCACUAUAAGUACUUCUUUUUUAAUUUACCUAUUUGGUGCUGGCGCCAUUUUUUUUCUUUCUUUUGUUCAACAGAUGUUCACCACUAAACCUCGCAUUUAUUUUCAAAAAUAGUAGUUUAAAACCUUGAAAGAAGAAUGAAAAUAAAGCAAUUUACUUUUUCAGUUUCUUGGAAAAAGAAGUGAUUGUUACAUUUUUUCCAUUCAGAUUGUUGGAACAGAAAUGAGUAUAAAGAUGCAAUUUUUCAUAAAUAACUUAAUUACAUUAAAGAAUAAAAUAAAUCAAAAGAUGUCGCGUUUUCCCGACAAAACAUCAUUUACAAAACAGUAUUGAUUUUUUCACCACCAAAUCAUUCAUUGCUUAAAUUUUCAAAUGUGUUUAAUUCUAAAGUUUCUUUUUUGGUUGUCCUCACCUAUGUCCAAAUGGCACCUUAAGUUUUAUAUUCCUUUGAGUCUUGUUUGGUGAUAUUCAAAGAUGAAAAGCAUUUAUUCAAGACCAGUUUUAUCUUUUUGUAUUCCUUAAAUUUAUGUUUGGUGUUAUGUGUUCUUGUCAGUGUCUACUCUUUUAUGUUAAUGAAUGUUAUCUUGUGAUAUAUUUUAAAGUAUUGGCAUUUUGCAAUGAAUGAAAUCUCAGUAUGUUAAUGAAAUCAUUUGAAAUUUAUAAAUCGACAUAGCAUAUAAUAUCAGCAGCAGAAUUCGUUUAAUUCAAAAUUUGAAGACAUGUUUUGAUAUGUUUGAAUCCCCUGCAUAAAUGUCUUUGUCUAUUAAUUUAUAGGAAAAUAAAAUAAUAAAAUAAAAUAAAGCCAUUGCAGUGCUUUUUCUUAUCAUAUUUGACCUGCUGGCAAACAAUAUUUAGAAUAAAUUUUUGCAAAUUGCUGUCAUUUUGAAAAGCAGUCAUAAAAUACAGGUAAACAUUAAUUAAUUUUUUUGCCUGAGAAUAUUAGUUUUAUGGUUCAUGCUAAUUUUUAUGGGUUUAGAAUUAAUAUUAUUUUGCUGUGUUUGUAUAAAGUGAUUGCAAAAUUAAACGCAGCUAUUUAAUGUGAAAUGUCUUCAAUAGGUGAUUUUAAAAUUUCCAAGUGACUUAUCAGCAUAGGAAUAAAUUUAAAUUUUUGAAGGAGAUUUCAAGGUGUUGGAAGUUUUAUUGCCAGAAAAUUUGAGAGACUUAUACAUAGUCUGCUUUAUCCAGUGUUGUUUUAGUGUGGAUUGUUUUUUGCGGAAAAUUUUUGUGAUAUUAUGGUUUAUGAUAAAUGUACCUAUUUGAAUUAUAAAGUUAUAUAUGUAUAUAAUUUCUAAUAAAGAUUGUUAUGAAAUCA